AUGCAUCAACUGGCGAAGCACACAAUUGCUGUUGCAAUCACCGCAUUUCCAAUCCACGUCGCCCUUGCGACAGUCCAUUUACAAGCGGGCGAAACUGGGGAUGACCUGGUCCGUAUUUUGUUUCUGCCGUAUCUGUUACCAAAAGGCCCCCCCGUGAUCAAGAAUCAUCGCGUGACGCUGAAUCAGAUCCUGACCAAGUUGGAGAAAGCUGCAAGAGCUGCAGAUGCAGAUAUAGAUGAGCUCUUUUUCACGAGAGAUUUGGUGAGACAUCCGAGGCAGAGAGCAGCGGCAUGGAUUCCGAAGGGGCCGCAGUCUUUGCCGAUGAAGAUGAAAGGGGGCGGUUUUGGCGCUAAUGUAGAAGGGCGCGACGGAACUGAGUUGGAAGAGGCCGCAAUUGCUGCAGAUGGAGAUGAAAGGGGAGUGCGCACUUUGAUUUAG
Molecule: messenger RNA, 438 nt
Organism: Letharia lupina
Lineage: Eukaryota; Fungi; Ascomycota; Lecanoromycetes; Lecanorales; Parmeliaceae
Exons: 1
Coding region: 1-438 (145 amino acids)
Source: RefSeq, a predicted model, not a curated record